GCAGUUUCCUCAGGUGUCCGCGGCGGGAGGACGGAGGAGUGAGACGGGAGGGACGUGCGCUGCUCCGGGCCACAGCUCUGCCGAACACACCGGAGACUUCACCCGGAGCGGAGGAAAAGUCGGAUUCGAGCCUUCGGCGAUGAGGACGCGCGCGGACCGGACUCGGGACAGGAUCUGCGGGUUACUCUGAGCCAGUCCAGGUGUGGCUGCGGUCGGACUCUGUGACCGAGGAGUUGGGAGCUUUUUCCGCUUUAGGACCGUGUGUGAGGUUUGGAGCUCGCGAUGCCGGAACUGAUCAGCGUGACGGACUUUGUCUCAGAGACCAAUGAGGACUACAAAGCCCCGACCACCUCCAGCUUCACCACCCGGAUGUCCCACUGCAGGAACACGGUGGCUGCUCUGGAGGAGGCUCUGGACGUGGACCGAUCAGUUCUCUACAAGAUCAAGAAGUCGGUGAAGGCCAUCAACACGUCUGGUCAGGCCCACGUGGACAAUGAGGAGCAGUACAUCCAGUCGUUGGAGAAGUUCGGGGAAAACUGUGCUAGCAGGGAGGACGCGGAGGUCGGCUCCGCCUUCCUCAAGUUCACGGGUUUCGCCAAAGAGCUGACGGCGCUCUUCAAAAACCUGCUGCAGAACAUGAACAACAUCAUCACCUUCCCCCUGGACAGCCUGCUGAAGGGAGACCUGAAAGGAGUCAAAGGGGAUCUGAAGAAGCCGUUUGACAAAGCCUGGAAGGACUACGAGACCAAACUAGCAAAGAUUGAGAAGGAGAAGCGGGAACACGCCAAGCAGCACGGGAUGAUUCGCACCGAGUUCAGCGGAGGAGAGAUCGCAGAGGAGAUGGAGAAGGAGAGGCGACUCUUCCAGCUGCAGAUGUGUGAGUAUCUCCUCAAAGUCAAUGAGAUCAAAGUGAAGAAAGGCACCGACUUCCUCCAGAACCUCAUCAAGUAUUUCCACGCUCAGUGCAACUUCUUCCAGGACGGACUCAAAGUGGUGGAGAGUCUGAAACCCUCCGUGGAGAGACUGGCCACAGACCUGUCCACGAUUAAACAGACUCAGGACGCAGAGAGGAAGCAGCUGGCUCAGCUCCGGGACGUCCUGAAGGCGUCUCUGCAGUCGGAGCAGAAAGAGGACUCUCAGGCGAAGCAGAACGCAGGUUACAGCCUCCACCAGCUGCAGGGAAACAAGGCCCACGGCACCGAGCGCUCCGGAGUCCUCUACAAGAAAAGUGAGGGGCUGAGGAAGGUGUGGCAGAAGAGGAAGUGCUCGGUGAAGAACGGUUUCCUGACCAUCAACCACGGCACGGCUAACAGACCUCCAGCCAAACUCAACCUGCUCACCUGCCAGGUGAAGAGGAAUCCAGAUGAGAAGAAGAGCUUCGAUCUGUUCUCACACGACAGAACCUAUCACUUCCAAGCUGAGGACGAAGCGGAGUGUCAGGUCUGGGUGUCGGUGCUGCAGAACAGCAAGGAGGAGGCGCUGAACAAGGCCUUCAAAGGAGACCAGGACGAAGGAGAGAACAACAUCGUCCAGGAGCUCACCAAGGCCAUCGUGGGGGAGGUGAAGAGGAUGAGCGGCAACGACGGCUGCUGCGACUGUGGAGCGGCCGGUCCCACCUGGCUGUCCACCAACCUCGGGGUGCUGAUCUGCAUCGAGUGUUCGGGGAUCCACAGGGAGAUGGGGGUCCACUACUCCAGGAUCCAGAGUCUGGACCUGGAUGUUCUGGGAACCUCUGAGCUGCUGUUGGCGAAAAACGUGGGAAACGCCAGCUUCAAUGAGAUCAUGGAGGCAGAUCUGUCAGCACAGGACGUCACCAAACCCGGUCCGAGCAGCGACAUGCAGUCGAGGAAGGACUACAUCACAGCCAAGUACACGGAGAAGCGCUUCGCUCGGCGGCUUUGUGCCGACGCUGCGUCCAGACUGCGGGUUUUAUACGAGGCCGUCAGGAACAGAGACAUCCUGUCUCUGAUCCAGGUCUACUCUGAGGGGGUGGACCUGAUGGAGGUCAUCCCACAGCCCAGCGAACACGAACCGGGAGAGACUGUGCUCCACCUGGCGGUGCGGAUGGUCGACAGAAACUCCCUCCACAUCGUCGACUUCCUCGCUCAAAACAGUGCAAACCUGGACAAGCAGACGGCCAAAGGAAGCACAGCGCUGCAUUACUGCUGCCUGACCGACAACAGCGAGUGUCUCAAACUGCUGCUGAGAGGGAAAGCUUCCGUCUCCAUCACAAACGAAGCAGGAGAGACGCCGCUGGACAUCGCCAAGCGUCUCCGACACACUCAGUGUGAAGAGCUGCUGACUCAGGCUCAGACCGGAAAGUUUAACGUCCACGUUCACGUAGAGUACGAGUGGCGUCUCCAGAACGAGGACCUGGAUGAGAGCGAGGACGAGAUGGAGGACAAGCCAAUCCCGAACCGUCGUGAGGAGCGUCCGGUCAGCUGCUUUGUGCCGGGCAGCGGUCCCAUGCAGCCCAACCUGGCAGCGUUGGCCCGGGACGCCGCCUGCCUGAUACGGGACAAACAGAGGUCUCAGGUCCCCAGCACCAUAAUCAGCAACGAGACCUACGGCACCAUGCUGGACCUCAACCUGCCCCCACCGGGGCCGACACCCCCGCUGCCACCCAGAGCACCCCACAGAGGUCACAGUAAACCUGCUGCCAUAGAAAGUGUAGGAAGACAGCGGUCGUCCUCCGACCCCCCCAACUCUCAAACCCCUGAGAGGGACACGUCCCUGUACGUGCUCCCAGCACCUCCUCCUCCAGUAAACAGGAAAUCCACUAUGUUCGAGACCAAGAACGUGUCAGCCAAGAACACCCCCCUCCCUCCUUUGCCUCCCCCACCAGCAUCAGGACCCUCCCUCCCCCCAGUCCCACCAGUCCCACCAGUCCCACCACCGCCCUCCAUCCCACCACCGCCCCACUUCAAAGCUCCACCUCUCCCCCCACCAGUCCCCAGCCACCAGACCAGCAGACCACCAGGACCACAGGGACCCAAGUCUCCCAAGUCUCCUAAAUCACCCACUGGGUCAGUGAAGCAUCCUCCACAGAGACCUCCUGUCAGGUCUGGAUCUGUGAACAAAAGAGGUUCUCAGUCCAGAUCCCCCCACAGUCCGGCUCCUCCAACACCCAAACCCAGAACCACCUACUCUAAGCAGAAGCCUCAGAGGGUGAAGGCCAUCUACAACUGUUCAGCCGAUAAUCCAGAUGAGCUGACGUUCACCGAGGGGGAGGUGAUCGUGGUGGACGGGGAGGAGGACAGCGAGUGGUGGGUCGGGCACAUCGAAGGAGAGCCGACCAGACGAGGAGUGUUCCCUCUCACCUUCGUUCACUUCAUCACAGAGUGACGUCGUGUGUGAACGGAGACCAUUCGCUCCUCCUGAACAGUGCGUCUCAGUCUGAGCGGAAACAGACAGGUCAAAGACUCAGAGUCGUCCUCACCUGGAUGGACGAGGAAGCUCGAGCCCGACCUGAAACCCUGAGACUGAAGCCACAGGCUGAAGCUCCUUUUUCUUCCCUCCGACACCUUCACUCAGGCUUUUCCUCUCAGGUGCUGGACCCACUCCGUCUUUACAAAGUCAUGUUGUUUUCAAACUCACAGAACUUUAUUUUUAAUGUUAGUGCAGAUCUCAAACUUUCAGAGAUCCCAGAUCUGUGGAAAUGUGUUUGAAAUAUGUUUAAAAUGAUGCAGUGCAGAUAAAAAACACAGAGUCUUUCAUGGAUUUGAAUAUUUGUCUCAGUAGAAACGUCACAGAGCUUCAGUGAAGAGCUGCAAUAACAUGAUUUAAAAAUAUACUCUGUAUGUCCAAAAGUAUGUGGACAGUGGAGGCUUUUAUGGCAUCACAAUCAUAUGAUUCUCUUUCUCACAUGGGGCCGUCUUCAUACUUUUGGCCACGCAGAGUAUACCAGACCCAGCCAGAGGAAAAAAUGUCUGACCUCAGAUCUGUGAUCUCUGCUGGUGUGGAGCCUGUGAGCCGUGUUUCCUGUUCCUGGAUGUUCUGAUGAGAAAUGAUUUUCCUAUAGCGUCAUUAAAAACGUGUCACGUUACUCCUUUAAACUCUGCUCGUGUUUUUCUGUCACGUUUCUUUUUGUUGUUGUUGUUGUGUGAA
Toxotes jaculatrix (banded archerfish) is the source of this 4107-nucleotide messenger RNA. It is a transcript of the gene asap2b, whose product is annotated as ArfGAP with SH3 domain, ankyrin repeat and PH domain 2b. The transcript has 28 exons. Gene Ontology annotation, cellular component: cytoplasm. The record is from RefSeq and is a predicted model, not a curated record. Bases 283 to 3345 code for a protein of 1020 amino acids. Gene Ontology annotation, molecular function: GTPase activator activity; protein binding. NCBI's taxonomy places the organism in Eukaryota, Metazoa, Chordata, Actinopteri, Toxotidae. Gene Ontology annotation, biological process: positive regulation of GTPase activity.